CGGCGGCGGCGGCGGAGGGGCGGCCGCGCCCCGAGCCGUCCGGCGGCCGCGCCCGGGGCCAUGACCGAGUACAAGCUGGUGGUGGUGGGAGCCGGUGGCGUCGGUAAGAGCGCGCUGACCAUCCAGCUCAUCCAGAACCACUUCGUGGACGAGUACGACCCCACGAUCGAGGAUUCAUAUAGAAAGCAGGUUGUUAUUGAUGGAGAAACAUGUUUGCUAGACAUUCUGGACACUGCUGGGCAGGAAGAGUAUAGCGCCAUGCGUGACCAGUACAUGAGAACUGGGGAAGGAUUUCUCUGUGUUUUUGCCAUUAACAACAGUAAAUCAUUUGCUGAUAUUAACCUUUACAGAGAGCAAAUAAAGAGAGUGAAAGAUUCAGAUGAUGUGCCAAUGGUGCUAGUGGGAAAUAAAUGUGAUUUACCUACAAGAACAGUAGACACAAAACAGGCUCAAGAAUUAGCAAAAAGCUAUGGGAUCCCCUUCAUAGAGACAUCUGCUAAAACAAGACAGGGUGUGGAAGAUGCUUUUUACACGCUGGUGAGAGAGAUCCGGCAGUACCGGAUGAAAAAGCUCAACAGCAAUGAAGAUGGGAAUCAAGGCUGUAUGGGAUUGUCUUGUAUCAUGAUGUGAUAAGAUGCCAAGAACACCUGGUUCAGAUGUAGCUGAUGGACGAAUCUUGAUGCCACUGUAUUGCAUCUCAUGAUGAUGCCCUGCAGUAUUUUGGUACCAGUUCAUUACUACAAAGUCCUUUUCUGUGCUCCAUCUGAAGAGAACAUCUCUGGCAUAUACCUCCUUGCUCAGUUAAUAGAGCAGUCACAUCUCUUGAUGCACUGGGAUUCUUUUCUGAUUUAUCUGUUUUUUUUUUCAAGGAAAAAAGUGAAUUUUAGAGACUAAAUGCUGUGAAAAAGAUGACACUUUACCUCUAGAGAAAAAGCUAGAUGUGUUUUUUGUCCCUGUUGUAUUGGAUUCAGAUUUAUAGUGCUGUCUGAGAAGUGACCCUAAAAAUUCUCAGCAGGUAAUAUCAGAGAUGAUUUUACAAUUAUGAACGUCUCUGUCACGUAUUGGAUUAGUAUCUGCUGUCUGUACACCCACACAGCAUAUCUGCAACAUCUACGUUGUCCAAGAGUGCCACUUACCUACUCUACCUACUCUGUUUUCUGUAAUAAAAAUGAGGUAUCUUUGCUAUUUAAGUGCCUGUUUGCUAAGAAGAUUUGGAAUUGUACUCUAUUCUGUCAGGCUAAGGGAAACUUAAGGACUGGGAUUUUUUGGAAGCUCAUUGUCUUAAGCAGUCAAGCCUUGAGAAGAAUGUGGAUAAUCUCUUUGCACAACAGGAUGCCACCGCAGGAAUUUGUAGGCUGGAAAAUUCAGUUUGUAAGACUCUUGAACAAGGGAGAACAAUGUACUGCAUCCAUUUUUGACUCUCUUUGUAUGUGGAAUUGUAUAUAUUCUUUACUGCUUUUCUACAGCAUUCAGAUCUCUUCCAAGUUGGACCAUAUUAGCCACUUGCUCAUUUUAACAUUGACUGCCAGUGUUCUUGAGUGGCUUCUCAAUAGCUAGUCUAGUAACUGGAGGUUAGUUCAUUUGGACAGCUGUUGUUCAACUCUGUCCUUAAUUUGCAAAUUAUUUUUUUCUGAAUUAUUUUGUCAUAUCACCAGACUUUAAAUACAGUCUCUUCAAAUUUUUUCUCUGUAAAAUGUAGUUAGUAAGUCUCCUUGUCAGGGAAGGAGUCUGGAAUUUCAGGUUUAUUGUAACAGGUAUAGUAGUUGCCACAGAUUUAGUAUGUUGAGGCUGAGGGGAGCAGGGCAAUGAGCUGCAACAGAAAACUGAGCUGAUUCUGGUUGCAGCAUCCUUGCAAAAUGAGGAAGGAGUGAGUUCAGUGGUGUAUUCAUAGGUGUAUGAUAUGCUGAUGGGAAUCUGGAACCUGUUUUAACAGCCUCAGAGUACAAGAAAAUUAUUGCGUGAGUCUCUUGAGUUCUUCCUAGAACAAAACACUGUCACCUCUUAUAAUUGGGACAUACAUGUGUGAUCACUGUUGCAAAAUCUACUGAUAUUUCUUAGAAAAUGUGUACUUUUCUAGUCUGUGUGCUACUGAUACUGAAUUCUGUCCUGUGGGCUCAGACAGUGCAUCCUACAGCAAAGGCAAAUUCUUGUUUCUGUCUGAUGGAGCAGUGUUGAGUAUGGGGGAGUAAUAAGUCUUGAGGAAACAGGGGGUGUAUUUGGCCAGUCUGCCAACCCAGCAGGAGUGUGGAAAUUGCUGAAGGCUUAAUUUCAGUUUGUUUGUGUCAGAUUUGUACAUCUUAAUCUGGAGUUUCCAGUCUCCAAUAGAAAUUAGACAUCAGUAAAUAUUGAGAGAUUUAUUCCUUCUAAUACUACUUCCUUUACUAUAUACAAUCUUAAUCCUCUUCUUAGAGUGUGGGAUAUCAAGCUAUAUCACCCUUUUACCCUUGAUACUUCUAAUACAUACUUUUGCAAGUUAUUUUAGUCUUUAUUGAUAUGAUACAAUAUGGAUUAAAAUAUUUUUACAUAAAACAUGAUUUAUCAGCAGCAUACACAGCGAUGGGCAGCAUUAUAUAGAGCAUUGUGACCUGAGUUAAGUUCAUUUGCAUCCCUUGCCUGCCAGCUAAGCAUUUGGCAUAAUCAUUACUUUUGAAAUCUGGGCUGUUAUGCCUAAACUACAAUCUGUGUGUGUGUUUUCCUCAUAUGAGAAGAUAGUUAUGUGUGAAAGCAAUCUUUGAGCUCUGUGGCAAGGGCUGACUGACUGUUGCUAAGUGGAGUUGUGUGACAUACUGUUGUCCACUUAAUGAAAUUACAUAUGCAAAGAGUAUUAUGAGAGAACUUUUGGGAUAUAUCUCUGGCCACAUGUAGUCAGCAUUUUGGAGCACUCCAGUGUGGAGUUCCCAAUAUGCCAAGAUGGUGAGUUCUUGUUACCCCUGCGUUCGUGUAUGUUUGUUGUAUUAUUUUGGAAAACUAAGAGUUUCUUUCCUGGCAGACAGGAUUCCAGUGUUCAGAGUAUGACUGGCUGGUGUCCAUGGCCCUGGGAAAUCCUUUGCAGCUGGGGUCUAAAGAUUGCAUGGGCAAGUAUGAAAAUGUAAAUAUUCCUUUUGGCUGGAGGUACAUCAUAAGUACGUGUAAGUGCCUCCAAGAAUCAUCUCUGUACAUUGUGUGGCAUGUUCUAGGUGUUAUUAAAAAAGAACUAACUUUAUUACCCCAAA
Molecule: messenger RNA, 3212 nt
Organism: Rhea pennata
Lineage: Eukaryota; Metazoa; Chordata; Aves; Rheiformes; Rheidae
Gene: NRAS
Product: NRAS proto-oncogene, GTPase
Exons: 5
Coding region: 61-630 (189 amino acids)
Biological process (GO): Ras protein signal transduction
Cellular component (GO): plasma membrane
Molecular function (GO): GDP binding; GTP binding; GTPase activity
Source: RefSeq, a predicted model, not a curated record